AUGACUACUUGUGCAGUCAAGUUUUGCAACAGUAAAAUGUCACUAACGAAAAAUAUAAGCUACUUCAGAUUUCCAAGCGACCCAUUGAGGUGUAAACAAUGGAUGGAAAAAUGUCAAACUGAACAUUUACUGAAAACAGAUGCUACUAUUUUAUACAAAAAUUACAGGGUGUGUGGUUUUCAUUUUGAAGACAAAAUGUUUUUAAAUCCAAAUAGUAGGAACCGUCUUACAAUGAAUGCUGUGCCAACCAUAUUUAGUGCUGGAAUAUUAAUGAAGAGAGAAAUGGAAAAGAAAUCGGAAGAAGAAAAGGAAAAGAAAUUGGAAGAAGAAAAGCAAAUGCGAGAAUUUGAGGCACAGGUCGCGAUGGCAUCAUGUUCUAGUCCAUCACACUCAUUAACUUACAAUGAUAAUGUAUAUACCAAUGUCAGUGACGUAUCUGGUUCCUCUUCCAUUUCUAGUAAGCUACAAGUGUCUACUAGUGAUUCAUCUUGCCAAACUCCACUUUAUCUCACUAACAAAACUCCAAGAAAAUUAAAACUGUAUAAUGAACUUCAGUCCAAAAAUAAAGAAAUUAAAGAUAUGAAAAAACAAAUUAAUGCCAUAACUCAACAAUUAGCAAAUGUUAAUACUGUUGAACAAAUGUUAACUCUAACUAAGCAAUUUUUACCUCCUGGUUUAUUUUUAAUUAUAAGUACGGAUGAAAUGGCAAUAAAAAGUAAUUUGUUUUAUAACAUAAGUAAGGAUGAAAUAAUAGGGUUUAAUGAAACAAACAAUCGUAAAACGUAUGAUCCAGCAAAGUUUGUACUUGUCUUGUUGGUUCAAGGCAUAAAUUUCAAUUGGAAGCAACCGAUUGCUUAUUUUUUUAUAUCAAAUAGUUUUACAGGUUUUGAUUUGCAGGACAUAAUUUUAACCAGUAUUUUUAAACUAGAAAAUAUUAAAAUUAAUGUUAAAGCAUUUGUUAGUGAUAUGGGUUCCAAUUUCAUAGGCCUCUCAAAUAAACUUCAAGUUAGUCCUGAGCGGCCAUAUUUUGAAAUUAAUAAUAAAAAUAUAGUGUAUAUAUUUGAUCCACCACAUCUUUUAAAAGCCACCAGAAAUAUGUUUUAUCAACAUAAUUUUAAGUAUGAUAAUGAAUUAAUUGAAAAAAAACAUUUGGUUUCAUUCUAUAAUGAAGAUAGUAAAAAUAAUCUUCGCGCUGCUCCUAAAAUUACAUAUUCUCAUAUAUUUCCUGGGCCUUUUGAAAAAAUGCGCGUAUAUUUAGCAGCACAGGUGUUUAGUGAGAGUGUCUCAGCUGGAAUGCUACUUUUCUUAAAAUCAAACCACUUACCUGAUACUUCAUUGCCUACAAUCAACUUUAUUCAAAAUAUGGAUAAACUUUUUGACAUAUUUAAUUCUUCUAGACGACCUGGCUUAAAACAAUUUAAUAGACCUUUUAAAAAUACUGAUUCGCAAAUUUCACAUUUAAAAUUUAUGGAAAACUUUUUUAAAACAUUACAAGUAUUUAACAAAAAAACAAAUGUUGAAGUGACAAACCAAAUAAAAUUUAUUAGAGGUUGGUUAAUUUCAAUCUCUGGUUUAUUACAAUUGUGGGAAUCACUAAAAGUUAUCAAUACUGAUGAGAGUUAUGUUCUGUAUACAAGUCGAAUCAAUCAAGAUAGGUUGGAAAAUUUAUUUGGCACGUUUCGCACCCAACAUAACGGAAAUAAUAUUAAUUCAACCCCAAUACAAUUUAUCUGGUCAUAUAAACAAAAUUUUUAUCUCAAUUAUUUUACCCACUCUGACAAUGCAAAUUGCAUAGGAGACUUGGAUGAAAGUUUAUCUAAAAUUAAUACAGAUCCCUUAAAUGACAAAAACAUAAAAAUAAUAUUUCAUGAUAAUAAUCCAUUUCAAUUUAAAAAAAAUAUACUUGCAAUAGACACCCCAGAUUAUAGGAAUUUACCGAUGCCAGAAAAAAAUGCUUUCAUAUAUGUUUGUGGAUUUGUGGAUGAAGAAAUGCAUUGA
Molecule: messenger RNA, 1998 nt
Organism: Macrosiphum euphorbiae (potato aphid)
Lineage: Eukaryota; Metazoa; Arthropoda; Insecta; Hemiptera; Aphididae
Source: the annotation of a GenBank genome assembly